AUUUUCCAUUUAAUUCUGAAUGUAAAGGAUAUAAAUUCAUUUCUCCUAAAACUGGUAAAAUUUUGGUAAAGGAUGACAAGAUUAAAAUAGUUAAAUCAUUGUGGGAUGGUAGUAGUUUUUUCAGUAAAGAUGAUAAAGUUACGAUAAAAGUAAAAUUUGAAGUUCCUUCAGACACUCAAUUACCUGCCAAAUUUAUGCUUAAAACUUCAUCCGAAAUUGGAGAAGCCCUACCUUGU
Funneliformis caledonium is the source of this 236-nucleotide messenger RNA. Lineage: Eukaryota; Fungi; Glomeromycota; Glomeromycetes; Glomerales; Glomeraceae. The record is from the annotation of a GenBank genome assembly.